AUGAUAUUUGGUGGUAACAAAGAAAUCCGAGUAAGGAAAACACAUAAGAAUGGUGCAUAUGUGAAAGGGAAUCUACAUAAGAAUGAUGCAUAUGUGAAAGAGAAUCUACAUUAUAAUGGUGCAUAUGUGAAAGAGAAUCUACAUAACAAUGGUGCAUAUGUGAAAGAGAAUCUACAUACUAAUGGUGCAUAUGUGAAAGAGAAUCUACAUAAGAAUGGUGCAUAUGUGAAAGAGAAUCUACAUAAUAAUGAUGCAUAUGUGAAAGGGAAUCUACAUAAUAAUGGUGCAUAUGUGAAAGGGAAUCUACAUAAGAAUGAUGCAUAUGUGAAAGAGAAUCUACAUAAGAAUGAUGAAUAUGUGAAAGAGAAUCUACAUAAGAAUGAUGCAUAUGUGAAAGGGAAUCUACAUAAUAAUGGUGCUUAUGCGAAAGAGAAUCUACAUAAGAAUGAUGCAUAUGUGAAAGAGAAUCUACAUAAUAAUGAUGCAUAUGUGAAAGGGAAUCUACAUAAGAAUGAUGCAUAUGUGAAAGAGAAUCUACAUAAGAAUGGUGAAUAUGUGAAAGAGAAUCUACAUAAGAAUGAUGCAUAUGUGAAAGGGAAUCUACAUAAUAAUGGUGCAUAUGCGAAAGAGAAUCUACAUAAGAAUGAUGCAUAUGUGAAAGAGAAUCUACAUAAUAAUGAUGCAUAUGUGAAAGGGAAUCUACAUAAGAAUGAUGCAUAUGUGAAAGAGAAUCUACAUAAGAAUGGUGCAUAUGCGAACGAGAAUCUACAUAAGAAUGGUGCAUAUGUGAAAGGGAAUCUACAUAAUAAUGGUGCAUAUGUGAAAGGGAAUCUACAUAAGAAUGAUGCAUAUGUGAAAGGGAAUCUACAUAAUAAUGGUGCAUAUGCGAAAGAGAAUCUACAUAAGAAUGAUGCAUAUGUGAAAGAGAAUCUACAUAAUAAUGGUGCAUAUGUGAAAGGGAAUCUACAUAAGAAUGAUGCAUAUGUGAAAGAGAAUCUACAUAAUAAUGAUGCAUAUGUGAAAGGGAAUCUACAUAAUAAUGGGAAUCUACAUAAGAAUGAUGCAUAUGUGAAAGAGAAUCUACAUAAUAAUGGUGCAUAUGUGAAAGGGAAUCUACAUAAGAAUGAUGCAUAUGUGAAAGAGAAUCUACAUAAUAAUGGUGCAUAUGUGAAAGGGAAUCUACAUAAGAAUGAUGCAUAUGUGAAAGAGAAUGUACAUAAUAAUGGUGCAUAUGUGAAAGAGAAUCUACAUAAGAAUGAUGCAUAUGUGAAAGAGAAUCUACAUAAUAAUGGUGCAUAUGUGAAAGGGAAUCUACAUAAGAAUGAUGCAUAUGUGAAAGAGAAUCUACAUAAGAAUGGUGCAUAUGUGAGAGAAUCUACAUAA
Saccoglossus kowalevskii is the source of this 1383-nucleotide messenger RNA. Its product is annotated as GATA zinc finger domain-containing protein 14-like. NCBI's taxonomy places the organism in Eukaryota, Metazoa, Hemichordata, Enteropneusta, Harrimaniidae. The record is from RefSeq and is a predicted model, not a curated record.